AAUAAAUAAAUUUACUUUGUAUUAAAAUAUUAUGUGCUAACAUAUAAAAGUACAAUUAAAAAGAAUUUUUCAAGUGUGUGUAUCAAGAGUACAGUUAAAGUGUAUGUUGAACGUAAGGUGGCGUUGUGUGUUUUAAAAGGCCAGCCAACGAAUACUAUCUAAUGUAUAUAUACAAACACAAAAGUGCAUUUAUAUGAAUGUCAACAGCAAUAAUAACAACUACAUAUAUAGUUAUUAAACAUGUACAGUAGCAAUGAUGAUGACACACAAGUUAGACAGCUACAUAAAGUAAAACGGAGGUUUAACGAAUAGCAACAACAACAACGGCAACAACAAUAGCUGCUCUCAGGCAGGCAAUAAAACAGUUUUAAAAAAAAAAAACAAAAAACCUAAUAGAGAAAAAGAAGAAGAGAUAAACACAGUAAAACACACAACUAACAUAUAUACAUAUAUUUUUAAACGUAAUUGUGUGCGCGAAUACAAUACGCAAAACAAAAAAAGAAAAAAAUAAUAAUAAAAUAACAAAUACCAGCUCAAUUUUAACUCUCAUCGCAAUACAUGCAUAGCUAAUGUAAAAAUAGCUGACUGCAAUUUCUCAGAGAGCGAACAAAACCCGAUACGAAAACUUGUAAACUCUUCUAUCCACAUUUCUAUUGAGAGCGAACGAAAGAAAUAGAGAAAGAGAGAGAGAGCGAGCGAGCGAGCGAGCAAAACUAAAAUCUCUCUACAAGCAUAAUGUAAAAAAAAAUUCACCAACACAGGCAUCAACUUCAAAUAAACGGUUGUGUGUUAAGUAAUCAAGAAUACGCUGUAAGCGGGAAUAAGAAACAAUGAACAAAUGAGAGAUAGAAACGUGAAAAUAACAAACAAAUACAACAACGAAUAAUAGCAACUCAGUCUGUAUAUUUAUAUAAAAUACGCUUUCAUGUCAGUAUGUAAUUGAAAUAACUUUCAUAAAUAUAUGAGUGAAAAAAAGGAAAAAGAGAAGCGAGAAUAUUUCAAAAAUAUUUGGUUGUUUUCAUUUCGGCUGGUGUGUAGUUAAUUCCUAUUUUUUUAGAUUUUUGGCCGCCUCGAAAAAAUCGCCCGUUAAAUGCAAUUUCGUAUUGAAAAAUUAUUGAGUGUGUGUGUAAUUAAACGUUGGCUUUUCCAUAAUAAAUUACUCAAGGAGAUUAUGCGUUUAUUUAAUUCAUCGCCUGUCACUUAUAGGAGAUUCUUUCAUUGACAUUUCUAAACGAAAAAAAAAUAUUUCCUCUAUUACUACCACUACAGCAACCGCGCGACUACUAUUCAAGGCAGAAACAAUUGAGGAAAUUUUGCGCCAUAAUACAAGAGUCCGCGACGAAUAUUAAGGAAGAUGGAAAUUCAUACAACUUUAGAAAAUUUGUGCCGUGUUUGUGCCGCCAAUACUAAGGGCAAAAAUUCCAUGCCCGAAUGUGUUUACGUAUUAAAAACUCCCGGCUUAAAGGAUAAAAUCGAAAAAUACUUAUAUUUGAAGAUUGAUGAACAUGAUAUUUUACCCAAAGUCUUAUGUAAGACGUGCUUUCGUCAGGUGGAGGCCACUGCUGCCCUCUCAAAUAUUGCCAAGCAUACUCAACAAGUUUUCAAAGAUUUUCUAUUAAGUACUUUGCCAAAAACUGCUACCAGCAACAGUGCUCUGACAGUCAGUACACCUGCUGCUACUGGCGCGGAGUCUAAUAGCGGUCUGGAGUUCACCAAUUUGGAUUUAAAUCUGAAUAAGGAAAAACCACGAUUUCAUUAUAAUAAAUCUUUGCCUCCAGCACCAACUCCAUCUAAAAUCGAACUUAAAUCCCAGAGCAAGAGGAAUUCUGCCACGCCACCAUCAUCACACUCAACAAAUAAAGAGGAUGUUGUUGUUAAUGUUUCCGUUAAUGAUCCUUUAACACGCGACAAUCAGCAAAAGCUUAUUAGUAAUUCACAACGGCGACACAGCAUACUCUUAGAUACGCGGUAUACACCUAAAUCCAUAGCGCAGAAAUCCUUUAGUGGUAUUACUCAGUACCAAAGAGAAACAAAUACGAGCGAUAGUGUUGGCAACAAAAAGCAAAGUCCUUCUGGGGUUAUAAAUUUCUUUACUACUAACGCCGACGCAAACCCGGUGAAAAAUAAUGCCAGUUACGCGCUAGGGACACGUCUUAAUUCGGGAUGUGAUAAUCAAGAUCACAAAAGCAAGGAAAGCAUGUCCCCGAAGCAUACGGCCGAUCUUAAUACCACAGCCGACAUCAUACAACAAAAGCGUAAAAAUCUUUCGAGAACCUUAAACAAUAUCAAAACGUGUACGGGUCAAAUAUCCCUAUUAAAAGUUUCGCAUCAAAAACCGCAAAUCAAUAAUAAUAAUGAAGCAGUUAAUCAUACUGCUACAGAAUCUCUACCUGAAAAAAUUAUUAUAGCUGCCCCGAAAAUUAAAACGACAAGAAGCAAAAGAACUUCUGAUAAAUCCAAUAAAAGUACAUCUUCGGCACCUACUCCGGCAAUGUUACCACCACCUCAACCUAUAGACCUUCCGUCAACUCAUCAGCAAUCUCUAACUAAACCGGUUUUCCCUGAAGAUAUGCUAUUAGGAAGAGUUAUUCGUGAUGCAGAUCUUCUGAAAUUAAUUUUGAAAGCGUUAAAGUGGCCCAUUGAUCACCAAUCCAUAGAAAUGCAAAUUCAGCGCCUACGGAAUUCAAAAUUCACUGAAAUCAUGUCCGAUCCGAACCUUUUGCAAGACACUGACUUAACACAGCUGUUGGGGCCAUAUUUAGCACCAGUUCUACUAGCUGCGCAAGCUCUCCAACAACAGCAUCAGAAUUUAUUGAAAGCUGCACAAGCACAAACGUUCGCUCUUCCACCGCCGGCGGCAAAACCUCUAGAGAUAUCCGCAGCUGAUUUGAACAGUUCAAUCCCGUACAAAUUGCCACCUGAAACUUCAGUACAAUUGGUUCCCGCUUGCCCCGACGAGGGGAAAGAUAUAAGUAGUACACAAAGUACCACUUCUUCACUGACCAAUUUAUCGCUUAAACGUGAUCGAAUUUCUUUGUUGGACUCGAAAUCAACCAAUUUUCCAGCGAAGAGAGCUAAAAAGACUACUAUUGAGAAAGACAAGGAUUCUUUGGCAAUCUCCUCCAUUGAAAAUAACGUUAAAGACGAGCGUGUAGAAGAAAAACUCAAAUCAACAGCAAACGUAAAACAUCGGUCUUCGCCUGCGAAAACCCAGGCUAAUCUCAACGUGGAUUCGAAGUCAACUUUUGUUAACCAUUUCGCUUUAUUAAAUGCCGGCGUAGAUGCAUCUACCGAAGCUUUAAUGGCUUUGCUGCAAAAACAAAAAGCCGCUUUAAGUCGCCAACAAAGGGCGCAACGUAGACGCCAUAGCAGCCAUUCGAGUAUAUUGACCUUACCCGUCAAUGAAUUUGACGCUCUCAUUGAUAUAGGCGAUGAUAUAGUACUUAUGGAACAUGCGAACACGAGUUCAACUAACAGCACUUCAACGGACUCCCAAGCCCUUGUUGCUAACAAACCGCAAAAGCAAGAUCAGCAAACAGAUAAAAUCUCUUUUGCUUUGCCAAGUAGCAUCAACCUGGCACCUGUCAUAACGCGACCCAUAAUCAAAAGACGUAAAACAGUUAUACAAACCGUGCCGCGUCCUAAAUCAGACUCAACCAGUGAGGAUAAUAAGAAGGGUCAAGAUGUAAUUAAUAACAAAAAGAAGACUUCAAUGGAAGAACAAGCCCCGAAAGCGGGUACAUCGCAUGUCGUUAAUAGCGAAACGCAAGUGUCCAAACAUCAACGCGAAGAAAUGCAAUAUGCUUCAAAGUCUACAUCCACCGAAGCUCUAAGAACGCAGACUUCCGCUGCCACUAGCGUCACUUCAUUGUUAUCCAAUCAAGAAAGUAGUCGCUCAAAAAGCAAAAAACAUCAAAGUUCAAAAGCAAGCUUAGGACAACAGCUUCUAGAGGCCAUUGGUCUGCAAAAAGUGACUGAUAAGCCCGAUCCACCGCAUACUACAUCGGAUACAUCUACCUCAUCAACUGCUACCAAGGAAUCCAUAGAGCAGAUACGCAGCGCCUUGAAGCGAUCGCUAAAACAGGCGCAAGAACAACAACAGCAGUUGAAAAACGAAGUAAGUGGUGGUGAUAACGCGGAUGUUACUGGAACUACAACAAAACAAGACGCUGAUUCUACUGCUGCUCGUCCACUGAUAAAGGAGGUAAUUGUAGAAGGUAAGCCACAUGCUGAUAAUUCAUUGGUUGAUUUGGAAGAGCAAAUCGAUAAAGUCACUCUGAUGGUGCGCAAAUCGAUGGACAAGAGCAGGUCGAUGGCAGCAGCAAAGACUCAUGAAAAGAAAUCGUCUGGUAGAGGUCGGCCCUCGCAUUCGAGUAAUUUAGCAAUAAAAUCUGAAAAUGCCUCUACUGCCAUGGAAGAUGCAGCCGAUAAAAAAAUGGAAUACGAAAAAUCGGAAGAUGCAAGUGUAACCAUCAGUUCAGAUACAGACAUGCCUGCUAGCAUCGGUGACAGCUUAGCAUUAACAGAAGUGCUGCGGCCAAAAGAAGAAAUACCUGCUACCCCUAAGCGUAGGGGACGGAAAAAAAAUAUUGAUAAAGAAGUUGAAGGGGACGCGGCAAUUUCUGCUGGUAACGAAAAAGAAGUGGAAAGAACUAUAAAGACGGAAGUAACGGAUAAACUAAAUCUAAGCGAAACGCCACAUAGUCAAAAAACGGACGAUCAGAAUGCCACAGCAACUGGCCGUCCCACGCGACACAGUAAAACACUCUCGAAAUAUUAUAAAGGUCCUGAGAAAGUGGAGCCAAACAGACGAGCACUCCCUUCUAGAGCUACAAGAAAUAGAAAAUAUUCCAAGUCUUAAGAUGUAUUAAUGUAAAAUAGUAAGUCUCUGCCUCUCUUCUUGCUCUAUAUAAUCCAAGCACCGAAAGUCUUUUUUUCUUCUUAAUUUUAAUAUUUUCUGAUAUAUUAGCGAAAAAGAAAAAUUUCUUUUUCUGUAUAUAUAA
Messenger RNA from Glossina fuscipes, 5003 nucleotides. RefSeq lists its product as uncharacterized. The record is from RefSeq and is a predicted model, not a curated record. The transcript has 6 exons. Gene Ontology annotation, cellular component: nucleus. The coding region runs from base 1355 to 4861 and encodes 1168 amino acids. Gene Ontology annotation, molecular function: zinc ion binding. Lineage: Eukaryota; Metazoa; Arthropoda; Insecta; Diptera; Glossinidae.